CAAGGUCCUGAUUGUAAAGGAGAGAGAAUACCAGGAGAUAAAGGAGAAGAAAAGGAAAAGAGAAGUUUCUAUUCUAAAAGACGAGCUGACUGCGCUGAAGGCUUUUGCACUGCUGGUUGUGAGGGAGCAGCAGUGUCUGAGCGGGCUGCUGGAGGAGCAGAGGCAUCGUGUCAGAGAACUGACCGCCAUCGCUGACCACAUUGCAAAGGAGGAGGAACACAAAUCCCUGCACCACAAUCAAGUUUCCAUCUUCUGCCAAGGCCAGAACACCAUGACAACCCCAAGCCUGCUGUCAGAAGUCGAGUUGUUGAGGAGAAGGGUCAUGGAAAUGGAGGGAAAGGACGAGGAGCUGAUACGCAUGUGGGACCAGUGUCGAGAGCUGGACCGCAGACUAGCGAGGGAGACCAGCCACUGCCGGAGCUUGAAAGUUGAGGUAGAUAAGCUCAAUGGCAGAAUCAGUGAGUUGGACAGGGUAGAGGAGGCUUUAGGCAAGAGCAAACAGGACUGCAGUAUUCUGAAGGGAACCUUGGAGCAAGAGAGAGAGGAUAGAAAGAUGCUGUCUGGUGAGAUUGACACUCUGAAAGUUAGAGUGAGAGAGCUAGAGGGAGUUGAAGGCCAAUUGGGAAAGAGUGAGGCGGUGAUUAGACAGGACCUGGCCAAGCUCAGGUCACUGACUGUAGCUUUGGUGGAGGACAGAAAGACCAUGGCCGAGAGGCUCCGACAAGCUGAGGAAAAGCUCAACAGGAAGGAGGGCAAAAGAAAUGAGCAGAGCAAUUUGGCAACAAUGACAGAAAGACUGAGAGAGGAGAGGCAGCAGGCACUGAGGUCUAAGGCAGAGUUAGAGGAAAGGAUCAGGGGCAUAGCGGAGGAAAAACAUGAGCUCAAAGACAGACUGAAAGCAGAGGAGGAGAGGAACGGAGAGCUACAGAGAAAAAUAACUAUAAUGAAGAAACGGUUACAGAUCUUGGAAAACAGGAAAGAAAAAGAGGAUAAGUACACACACAGCUCAAUUCCAAACAAUGCUAACCACCACUGCCAAACAGACGAUAAUAAAGUCAAAGAAUUGACCCAGGAGUUAGAUAGGCUGCAAAAGAGACUACAGGACAAGGAGGUGUUGGAGGAAGAACUAAUGAAGGUGGAAGAGGACUUUGAAUCCCUGCAAAAGAGGUUCAAAGAUGAACAGAAGAAAUCUCAGGCUCUAUCAGAAGAGCUUGAGAGGGCAAAGAGGGAGCUUUCCAGAUAUGAGCAGGCAGAGAAGCAGGAGGUCAACCAGGAACACCUUCUCCUUUGCCGUCUUCAGAAGGAGCAGGUUAAGUCAAGACUAUUAGGCAGAGAGGUUGAUACCCUGAAGGAGAAACUUCAGAAGCUGAUGGGAACUGAGGAGUCCAUCUGCAGGGUUCAGACGGAUCACUCGACACUGCAGUGGAAACUGACCCAGCAGGAAGCCAGCAACAGAGAGCUGGCCAGAGAGAUGAAGGAACUGAGCAGUGAGCUAGACAAGCAUAGACAAAUCAAGAAUCUUACACCUGGUGCAAACAGACAACACUUUUCAGACCUUCGUCAGAACACCAAAGAGGUUCAGACUGAGCCAGAUAGCAUGCCGCCUGACUACAGCGAGCACAGCGAGAAUCUAGAUGAAGAAAACGAGGACGAGGACCCAAACCACAAUUCAGAACUCAUAAACAGAAGAAGCUCUCUUGUCAACGACCUUAACAGCUUGAACAGUGCAAAUAAUAACAUAAGCAAGCACAGCAGCCAUUCAGCCAACGGCGUAGACAUGCACCAAAACGGAGAGGUGAUGAUGUUAACACACACGCCAGGGCAGCCCUUGCACAUCAAAGUAACACCACAUCAUAUACUCAACACAGCCACACUCGAGAUCAGCAGUCCCACUGGAGACGCAACUACGUCCUACACCAGCACAGCGGUCAUUCCAACAAGCGGCGCCUCGCCCAAACAGAGAAUUACCAUCAUACAGAACUCAUCUCUGUCUGCAGUUAAUACUAAAACCCCACCUUCAAGCCCUGACCACACCAUCUCCCCUCUUGAGAGUACACCUAUCUCUCGAGUGUUAAGUCCAAAUUCAUCCCGAUCGGCAACACCCGACCACAGCAACUCCCCCAUUCAGAUUGUAACAGUCAGGACCGGUUCUCCAGAGCCAUUGGAGGCUGCAAAUCAAGUGUUCUGCAGGACACCGGAGAGGCAGAACAGCUGGCAACAUCAGAGGUCCAACAGCACUGACACAAGUCCCAGUAUCAUCGCCACAGAGGAUAGCAAGAUCCAUAUCCAUCUGGGGAGCCCAUAUAUCCAGUCUCUGACUGGUAUAACCCACAGCAUCCCACAGCCUGUUGGGCCAUACUAUCUCCGACAUGAGCAAAGGACUCAAGUGCUCGCCAGUGGUUGUCAUGUCAAAGGUAUUGGCAAGAUUACAAGUAGCAUCACUAUAUCCCCUGCUACCUCUUCAGCUUCACAUUCCUCAAAUAUAACAGUAAGUGGCCUUUAUGAUUAGGUGAGAAUGAAUAUAUUCUGAACAUACAGUAUUAUGUUCACGUCACAUUCUCGGAUUAGACAACUAAAACAAUUCACUUUCCCAAAUGAGAACCCAGAGUUUGUUGUAUUUUGUAACAAUCAUGAAAUAAAUGCUUUGUGGUAUUUGUCCAAUAAGAGCCUUUGUAAAGCCUUCUUGGUCCAGUUAGUGUGACCUUAGAUUUACUGACUGUAUGACAUGUGUCUAGUGCCUGAAGGAGAGUUAAGGGAAACAUGAUGCAACCAAAUAUGUGAUGUGCUUUUGACAAUUUUAUGUUUCAUUAAUGUUUUUUUCCCCUGCUCAUUAAAAGUGUUUGUUGAUUUUA
Molecule: messenger RNA, 2852 nt
Organism: Cottoperca gobio
Lineage: Eukaryota; Metazoa; Chordata; Actinopteri; Perciformes; Bovichtidae
Product: filamin A-interacting protein 1-like
Exons: 1
Coding region: 272-2509 (745 amino acids)
Source: RefSeq, a predicted model, not a curated record